This is a messenger RNA of Alternaria atra, 981 nucleotides long. RefSeq lists its product as uncharacterized. Lineage: Eukaryota; Fungi; Ascomycota; Dothideomycetes; Pleosporales; Pleosporaceae. Gene Ontology annotation, biological process: ceramide biosynthetic process; ceramide catabolic process. The coding region runs from base 1 to 981 and encodes 326 amino acids. The record is from RefSeq and is a predicted model, not a curated record. The transcript is spliced from 4 exons. Gene Ontology annotation, cellular component: endoplasmic reticulum membrane.
AUGGCCGCGUUCUUCUCUCGGUUACCGUCGAUACCGUAUCCGCCUGAACAAGACGGAUGGUUCUCUCCUGUCACGUCUACCCUCGACUGGUGUGAAGAGAAUUAUGUAGUAACGCAGUACUCUGCGGAAAUUAUCAACACACUCACAAAUCUUCUGUUCAUGUACCUGGCAGCAAAAGGCAUACGCAAUUGCUUGAAGAAUGGACACGACACAGUUUUUCUCGUAGCAUUCAUUGGCUAUCUGCUUGUUGGAACUGGAAGCUUCCUCUUCCACGCGACAUUGAAAUAUCCCAUGCAGCUUGUAGAUGAGCUUUCGAUGAUCUACACGACGUGUCUGAUGAACUUUGCGACGUUCUCCUAUGGCAAAUCAAGGCUAUACUCUACGGUUCUGGCAAUUGGACUCGUGUCUCUCGCCGUCUUCAUCACACUGUAUUACCAUUACCUCCAGGAUCCAACCUUCCAUCAAAACGCCUACGCGCUCCUCACGGCAAUUGUACUGUUCCGCGCCAUGUAUGUAAUGGAAGUGAACAUCCGCCCGCGCUUCCGGUCAAAGGAGAGAGAAGCUGCGAACCCGCGUCCGCACGGGGGUGUAGAGGCAGUUCAAGAAAGGGAGGACGUGCGAGACCAGCAGAUUCUUACUACGAUGUGGAAGAUGAUCGCAUUCGGUCUGAGCAUCUUCUUGGGUGGUUUCGCAGUAUGGCAUCUCGACAAUGAAUAUUGCUCGAAACUGAUUCAGUGGAGGAGGGAGAUUGGUAUGCCUUGGGGUUUUGUACUAGAGGGUCAUGGCUGGUGGCAUCUUAUGACUGGAACCGGAGCCUACUACUACAUUGUAUGGGGUGUAUGGCUCCGACAUUGCCUCAAUUACAGGCAAGACGAGUAUGAGCUGGACUGGCCCAACUUCUGGACGAUGCCGCAGGUUAUCAAGCGACGAGACGCAGUGGCAAAUGGUCAUGCGCGUGCCUCUACUAAGAAGGAGCUGUAA